This is a messenger RNA of Schizophyllum commune H4-8, 1031 nucleotides long. RefSeq names its product NAD(P)-binding protein. The record is from RefSeq and is a predicted model, not a curated record. The transcript has 8 exons. NCBI's taxonomy places the organism in Eukaryota, Fungi, Basidiomycota, Agaricomycetes, Agaricales, Schizophyllaceae. Bases 1 to 924 code for a protein of 307 amino acids.
AUGGCCCGCAUCGCUACCGUCUUCCUCGCCACAGGCGUUCAAGGCACCUCCGUCGUCCAAGCCCUGCUAAAGGACGGCACCUUCAAGCCUCGCGCUGUGACGCGCAAUGCUAACUCCGACGCCGGGCGCUCCCUCGCUGCCCUCGGCGCCGAGGUAGUGGAGGCCACGUUCGACAACAAGGAAGCUCUCAAGCGCGCUGUUACCGGUGCGGAAUGCGUUUUUCUGGCUACCAUCCCUACCCCGGGAGGUCUGCCCGAGCUCACGCAGGGGAGGAACGUUAUUGAGGCUUGCAAGGAAGCUGGCGUGAAGUUUGUUGUUUUGAGUUCUCUUCCGAGCCUGAACGAGCUCUCGCACGGCCAGUACACCCAUGCGCUGCACUUCGACCACAAGGCGGCGCUCCAGAAGGACCUCGAAGAGUCCGGGAUCCCCUGCGCAUCUGUUUGCCCUGGCUCUUUCCUCGAGAACAUCUCGCGCGGCAUGCUCGGUUGCCCCUUCGAGGAAACGGAUGCGCACUACAUCCUCCACACCCGCGAGGUCGCUGGCCUCCCGGUCGUACAGACCUGGACUGGCCGCGACAUGGGGCGCGCCGUGGCUGCGCUCUUCACGCAGUACGACACGCGCGGGCCCGAGAUCGUCAAGAAGACUUUCGUGCUCGGUUGCCAACGCGCUACAACGGAAGAGGCGGCGGCGGAACUGGCUAAAGGUCUAGGCAAGCCCGUCGAAGUCCAGCGCCUUGGUGCAUUUGGGAUCCCGCCCAUUGAUGAGAUGUGGGCUGCCGCGGCCGAGUUCGACUGGUACCCUGGCGUCGACGUCCCGGACAAGCGUCUAGCUGCGCUAGGCGUGGAGGUAGGCACUAUUGAAGGGUUUGGGCGGGAAGUGCUGAAGGGGGCGCGCGUGGAAGCGAGGGCAGCGGCGUUCCAUUGAGGGUGCGCAGGCGCUCUGCCUGGUGCUAUUGCAACCGGAUCACUCCAAGAAAGAGAUGUAUCGAACGGUUUUCCUUAUUGUUUAUUCAGAUUCAAUGGUCUUCCCAG